AUGCUGCCUUAUGCGGCGGCGGCGGCAAUUAGGCGUGCCUCAACAGCGGGCUUAAGAAUCACCACCCGAACGGUGCCAUCUUCUGGCCGUCAAAUAUCAUUACGGCUAUUCAAACGAGAUGCAAUCUCGCAUAAAGUGCCAGCACAAUUGUCCCGAACCGUCGCCACGCCAAAGUCACAAGUCUUUCUAAGGCGAUUAGGACAUGUCGCGUUCGCCACCCUGUCAUUCUACACAUGCUGGCAGCUAUUCGCCUGGGUCGUAAUCGAUCCCCUUCUUGACUGGGCCGAGCUCGAAUGGGACAAUCUUUCGGAAAAAGAGAAACGGGAAAUGGAAGCAUCGGCUGAGACGGAUGAGCCGAUACUUUUUCUUCCGUUCCCAUUCACUACGAAGGAGGUUGGGCAACCGCCUUACAAAGGCUCCGAUCCCGAAUCGUCGGUCUUUUCGGCGCUCAACAAAGAUCGGAAGGCGCGGAAUGAGAUUACAGCCGAAUUGGCGGAAUUCAUAAGACGAGGAGUCGAAAAGAAUCCCACCUAUCUCUGGUUAUUGGGCGGUAAAGAAGUUCGGAUAAGGAAAGUCUGGCUCGACAUUAUUUUCCCGCAAGUGCCACCUCCAAAGCACCACAUCUCGGGAAUUAUCAUCGACGAUGACGGUAUAUACUGGGGAGACCGUCCAAUCGAUUCGCUAGCUGCCGGCCGCCUGAACAUGGUUUUAUAUCCCAAGGCGGUGGCUUUAUCCGUCUGGACGUUUGUCAAGUCCCUCUGUAGAGAGACAUAUCAAGGCUUGGCCGAGGCCGUUGGGUCGCAUACAGAGCCACCGCAGGAGUCGUCCUGGCAGACUAUAACUGCGAAUCGGAUAGUCAAGGCACAAUGGCCAAAGGCCGCCAAGGCCCCAAACAGUGCCGAGAAACCGUCAGACUUGCCAGUUUCAGCAAGCUUUGGCGACGUGGUAGGGCCUUAUAUCGGCGCGGAUAGCCAGCUCGACCCCCGACUAAAAGGCGCCUUGCGCGACGCAUUCUCGACCUUUACAAAGAACUGGAAGCCCUUGAAGGAACCGCCGGGUCGAGGGUGCGUGCGUGUUGAUGGACUGGUGGAGCUUCAAGGCACAGUUAGGGUGAUGGGUGUUUAUGUGGUUGGCUGGUACGACCCCAAGCGAAAGGCCUUCGUGUCCAUCCAAACCGGUCUCAAGCAUGUGCUUCCGUUGCAGAAGCGACUUGAGCAGGACUGA
Ustilaginoidea virens is the source of this 1224-nucleotide messenger RNA. RefSeq lists its product as uncharacterized. Lineage: Eukaryota; Fungi; Ascomycota; Sordariomycetes; Hypocreales; Clavicipitaceae. The coding region runs from base 1 to 1224 and encodes 407 amino acids. The transcript is spliced from 4 exons. The record is from RefSeq and is a predicted model, not a curated record.